Molecule: messenger RNA, 1523 nt
Organism: Tarenaya hassleriana
Lineage: Eukaryota; Viridiplantae; Streptophyta; Magnoliopsida; Brassicales; Cleomaceae
Product: nucleosome assembly protein 1;3-like
Exons: 12
Coding region: 181-1299 (372 amino acids)
Biological process (GO): nucleosome assembly; somatic cell DNA recombination
Cellular component (GO): nucleus; chromatin
Molecular function (GO): histone binding; chromatin binding
Source: RefSeq, a predicted model, not a curated record
CCACCGAGGGGAAUUUUAAAACAGGCGGUUGUUAGGUUUUCGAUUUAAAGGAAGCCACGUCUCUCUCUCCCCUCUCUCUCCCCUAGUCGCCUCCCAAAAACCCUCUCGUCUCCUCUCACAUCUCUCCGUCCUUCAACACCGCCCUUCUGAUAUCUUCUUCCUUUCAUCGGUCCUCAGAGAAUGAGCAACGACAAGGACAACUUCAGUGUCGCCGAUAUCACCGCCGCUCUUAAAGAUGAGGAUCGAGCAGGUCUUGUGAAUGCUCUCAAGAACAAGUUGCAGGAUCUGGCUGGGCAGCAUUCGGAUUUGCUCGAGAAUCUGCCUCCUAAAGUGAGAAGACGUGUUGAUGUUCUAAGGGAGAUACAGGGCCAACAUGAUGAACUAGAGGCCAAAUUCCGCGAGGAGAGAGCUGCCCUAGAAGCCAAGUAUCAAAAGUUGUACCAGCCUUUGUAUUCAAAGCGUUAUGAGAUUGUAAAUGGAGUAAUUGAAGUUGAGGGAGCUCCAGAGGACGUGAAGAUGGACCAAGGGGAGGAAAAGGCUGCGGAAGAGAAAGGAGUCCCAAAUUUCUGGUUGACUGCCCUGAAAAAUAACGACGUUAUUUCAGAGGAGAUCACCGAGCGUGAUGAAGGGGCUCUCAAAUAUCUCAAAGAUAUUAAGUGGUGCAGAAUUGAAGAACCCAAGGGAUUCAAACUUGAGUUUUUCUUUGACCCAAAUCCAUACUUCAAAAACACUGUUUUGACAAAGGCAUACCAUAUGAUUGAUGAAGAUGAACCUCUCCUCGAGAAGGCUACUGGGACAGAGAUUGAUUGGUAUCCUGGCAAAUGCUUAACUCAUAAGAUUCUUAAGAAGAAGCCUAAGAAAGGUGCAAAGAAUUCAAAGCCAAUCACUAAAACUGAAGAUUGUGAAAGCUUCUUCAACUUCUUCAACCCUCCCCAAGUUCCUGUGGAGGAUGAAGACAUCGAUGAGGACAGGGCCGAAGAACUUCAAAAUCUGAUGGAACAAGAUUAUGACAUUGGAUCUACAAUCCGGGACAAGAUUAUCCCCCAUGCCAUCUCAUGGUUUACUGGUGAGGCUAUUCAGGGAGAGGAGUUUGAAAUAGAUGAUGAUGAAGAUGAGGAUAUUGACGAGGAUGAUGAUGAGGACGAGGAGGAAGAAGAAGAGGAAGAUGAGGAUGAGGAGGAGGAGGAGGAAGAAACCAAGAGGACAAGGAAGCCGUCAGUUGGACACAAGAUUGUAGGGAAACCUCAACUGGGUGAUGGUCAGCAGGGCGAGAGACCUCCUGAAUGCAAGCAGCAGUAAUAGGUUUGCAGUGAAAAUAUAUUCCAAAGUCGGUUCUUUGGAAAGGUAUGGGUGAGUGUGGCAGUUUUGGUUAUUUGAUCACUUAUUUGCUCUCUUUAUAUAAUGUCAGUAGUGUUUCUUGGGGGCCUUUUCCUUUGUUUUUUUUUUUUGAAUUUUUUACAGUGAGUAAAUCUGGUGUUUUAUUCAAUUCAUAUAUAAAGUUUGUAAAAUGUUUGUUUUCUGAA